Molecule: messenger RNA, 1923 nt
Organism: Lepisosteus oculatus (spotted gar)
Lineage: Eukaryota; Metazoa; Chordata; Actinopteri; Semionotiformes; Lepisosteidae
Product: cytochrome P450 2K1-like
Biological process (GO): xenobiotic metabolic process
Cellular component (GO): cytoplasm; intracellular membrane-bounded organelle
Molecular function (GO): iron ion binding; heme binding; oxidoreductase activity, acting on paired donors, with incorporation or reduction of molecular oxygen, reduced flavin or flavoprotein as one donor, and incorporation of one atom of oxygen
Source: RefSeq, a predicted model, not a curated record
UCGUUUUCCUGAAAAGCCAUUGAAAAUAAACCUUACCAGCUAAUUGGGGAUUGCGAAAAUGUUUCUUCCAGAAGGUUUUCUGCAACUUUCCACUGUGACGCUGCUCCUGGCUGCGGUGAUAGUGAUUUCUGUGGUUUAUAUCUUCAUGGGGUCGACACCCGAGUCUGCCAAGACACCUCCGGGACCCCCAGCCCUGCCGCUCCUAGGAAACCUGCUCUCGCUGGAUCUGAAGAGGCUGGAUCUGUCUCUUGUGGAGUUGUCUAAGACGUAUGGCAGUGUCUUCACUGUGCACCUCGGCCCCAUGAGAGUAGUGGUCCUGGCUGGUUACAAGACAGUGAAAGAGGCGCUUGUUGACUACCCUGAGGAGUUUGGGAGCAGGCUCAUCACACCGAUAUUUCACGAUAUCAAUCAAGGACACGGUAUCAUUUUUGCAAACGGGAACUCGUGGAAGGAGAUGAGGAGGUUUGCUCUGUCUAAUCUGCGGGACUUUGGAAUGGGAAGGAAAGGGAGUGAGGAAAAGAUCAUCGAGGAAAUCCAGUACCUCACUGAAGUGUUUGAAGCACAUGGAGGAAAACCAUUUGACACCACAGAACCUGUAAACUGUGCUGUUUCCAACAUUAUAUCCUCCAUAGUGUAUGGAGACAGGUUUGAUUAUGCUGACCCAGUCUUCCAGGCUAUGGUGAAAAGGGCUAAUCACAUGAUCAAGCUCAGUGGAUCUCCUGCUAUCCAGCUCUACAACAUCUUCCCUUUCCUUGGGUUUUUAUUGAAAGCCAGGAAGAAGAUUCUGAUGGAAGUUGCAGAAAACAUUGCUGACAUGAAAAACAUUGUGAAGCAGCUGCAGCAGACCUUACAGGAGCACGAUAAGAGGGGGUUUGUGGAUGCGUUCUUGAUCAAGCAGCAGGAGCUUUCAGGCCAGAGAGACUCCCAUUUCCAUGACGAUAAUCUGAUACAUGCAUCUGGAAACAUGUUUGGUGCUGGGACUGAAACAACAGGCACCACACUCCGCUGGGGGCUGCUGCUGAUGGCUAAAUAUCCCCACAUCCAAAAAAAGGUUCAGGAGGAAAUUGAGAAGGUUGUCGGCACAAAGCAGCCGAGGGCUGAACAUCGGAGAAGCAUGCCCUACACCGAUGCUGUGAUACAUGAAAUCCAGCGCCUGGCAAAUGUCGUUCCACUGAACCUUCCUCACAUGACAGCGGCAGAUGUUCACUUCCAGGGCUACUUCAUCAAAAAGGGGACCCCUGUCUUUCCUUUGCUGACCUCAGUGCUCCAGGAUGAGACCCAGUGGGAAACGCCUCAUCAGUUCAACCCUGCUCACUUCCUGGACCCUGAGGGCCAGUUUGUGAAGAAGGACGCCUUCAUGGCUUUUUCUGCAGGACGCAGGGCUUGUCUCGGAGAGAGCCUGGCCAAUGAGCUGUUCCUGAUCUUCACCUCGCUGUUGCAGAAGUUCACCUUCUCUCCCCCUCCAGGAGUGCAGGAGUCUGAACUGGACCUCACUCCUGUUUUGGGCCUCACUAUGAACCCAUCGCUUCACCAGCUGUGUGCUCUUAGACGGGCGUAGGGCACCAGCUGUGUGCUCUGAGAUGAGGGGAGUGUAUUGGCGAACUACACUGAUGGGCACUUGCUUCAAGUUCGGGGCCUGUUGGUUUAAUUGCCCUUUGCCUCUCCCUACUGCUUUUUGCCGUGAAUAUCAGGAGGAUGAACAGUCUGUUAAAGUACACUGUGCAGCUUAAAUCAGUCCAAUUAGUUACGCAUGAAAUGUCUUUUCACUUGAAGAUAUUGGGUAAUAAUUUUGCUAAACUUUAGUUCCUGUUUGUGUUCUUUAUAUCAAACGUUUUGCCUAAAACGAGUUCUCUCCAAAAUGUUUUGAGUUAUUAAAAGAAAAUCUGGAUAACUUUAUUUCUUAAGCUCUGCGAACAAUUAAAA